UAAGCAGGUGUCUUGCUGUCAAUUGGAAUUCCUGUGUUAUUUAAGACAGUUUUGUAGUACACUGAAGAAGAAUGAUAAUGAACAACAAAACUGUCAUCACCCAGUUCCUUCUCCUGGGCCUGCCCAUUCCUCUAGAGUACCAACACCUGUUCUAUGCCCUGUUCCUGGCCAUGUACCUCACCACUGUCUUGGGAAACCUCAUCAUCAUUCUCCUCAUUAUACUGGACUCCCAUCUCCACACACCCAUGUACUUGUUUCUCAGCAACUUGUCCUUCUCUGACCUCUGCUUUUCCUCUGUCACAAUGCCCAAGUUGCUCCAGAACAUGCAGAGCCAGGACCCGUCCAUCCCCUAUGAAGGCUGCCUGGCUCAAAUAUUCUUUUUUAUGGUUUUUGGAGAUAUGGAGAGCUUUCUUCUUGUGGCCAUGGCCUAUGAUCGCUAUGUUGCCAUCUGCUUCCCUCUGCAUUACACCAGCAUCAUGAGCCCCAAGCUUUGUACUUGUUUAGUGCUAGUCUUGUGGAUACUGACAACAUCACAUGCCACGAUGCAAAUUCUGCUCACAGUAAGACUGUCUUUUUGUAAGAACAAUGUGCUUCUCAACUUUUUCUGUGACAUAUUUGUUCUCCUAAAGCUGGCCUGCUCAGACACUUAUGUUAAUGAUUUGAUGAUACUUAUCAUGGGAGGGCUCAUCAUUAUUAUUCCAUUCCUGCUCAUUGUUAUGUCCUAUGCAAGGAUCAUCUCCUCCAUUCUUAAGGUUCCAUCUACUCAAGGCAUCCACAAGGUGUUCUCUACCUGUGGCUCUCAUCUUUCUGUGGUGUCUCUGUUCUAUGGGACAAUUAUUGGUCUCUACUUAUGUCCAUCAGGUAAUGAUUUCAGUCUCAAGGGGUCUGCCAUGGCUAUGAUGUACACAGUGGUGACUCCCAUGCUGAACCCUUUCAUCUAUAGCCUGAGGAACAAAGACAUGAAGAGGGCCCUAAUAAGAGUUAUCUGCAGUAAGAAAAUCUCUCUGUAAUGGUGGCAUUUGAGAUUGUUACCUAAUUUUAUCUAAUAAAUGUAUUGAUAUUAAUAUUUUAUAUC
Molecule: messenger RNA, 1075 nt
Organism: Arvicanthis niloticus (Nile rat)
Lineage: Eukaryota; Metazoa; Chordata; Mammalia; Rodentia; Muridae
Source: RefSeq, a predicted model, not a curated record